AUGAAAGAGGUGAGCACAACCGACGAGAAACGUCCAGAACCAACUGUACACAAGAAACUACAAGCAGUCGUACAGCAACCAACGAUCAACACACAAUCUCAGACUAUGGAAGAGAGACUGCCUCCAACGAUCAAUGUGCAAACACAAUCAGGUUUUGUGAAAUGUGAUUCAGAAACACAAACUUUACUCGAACCUUACACAAUACCGAUUAUAAAAGAUAUCAGUGUUGGACAUGAAUCACAUCACGUACAAACAGUAAACAAGAAACUCCAAGCAAUGGUAUCUCUUCCGUCAGAAGAUGUGUGUUUGAAAACAGAAGAGCUAACGGUACAUACUAUCAAACCUAUCACUCAGGCAGUUUGGCGGGCUUCGGAAGUCGAACACAAGCAAAUACAAGCGGAAUUUCUGAAAACAGCUGUAAAAACAUAUGAUAUAAAAACACAAUCACGUACAGUAGCCAGUAAACAAUCCACACAAACUAUUCUAGAGGAACGACCACUAAUCCAUACAGAAGAUGUUGGUGUGAUUCAUAGUGAGAAAUCACCAUCGCUGGUAAACAACAAAUUACAAGUAACCUUGCGUCAAUCAGUUGACAACACUAGCAUUCAAACUGACCCGAUGAUUCAGUUUCCUGUUGUCGUGCUCAAAACCACGUUGGAUGUUGUUUGCAAACAAUAA
Molecule: messenger RNA, 678 nt
Organism: Schistosoma turkestanicum
Lineage: Eukaryota; Metazoa; Platyhelminthes; Trematoda; Strigeidida; Schistosomatidae
Source: the annotation of a GenBank genome assembly